Haliotis rufescens (red abalone) is the source of this 4934-nucleotide messenger RNA. Its product is annotated as acetylcholine receptor subunit alpha-type acr-16-like. Gene Ontology annotation, molecular function: acetylcholine-gated monoatomic cation-selective channel activity; transmembrane signaling receptor activity. The record is from RefSeq and is a predicted model, not a curated record. The transcript is spliced from 10 exons. The coding region runs from base 302 to 1750 and encodes 482 amino acids. Gene Ontology annotation, cellular component: synapse; postsynaptic membrane; neuron projection. Gene Ontology annotation, biological process: monoatomic ion transmembrane transport; nervous system process; signal transduction. NCBI's taxonomy places the organism in Eukaryota, Metazoa, Mollusca, Gastropoda, Lepetellida, Haliotidae.
CAGAUAACACGUGUGUUCGUCCGCUGCUGACAGGAUAGUUCUCGCUAACUUCUCUCGUCGUUGUAUGACACUGAUGAGGGUUGAUGCCGCGGUUGGGAUGUUCUCAAUGAAAACACGUUGAUCGGACGCUGGGUUUAACAGACAUGUCAGUUUGGAAUAUCAUACUUCGAAUGUUCUAUAAACUUCUUAGAACUGUUUCUGCAGAAUUUUUAAUGUGUUCACAUAGUUAAACGUGGAGAACUCCUGGAGAGGCUGAAUACAAAGUUCGCGGCGUGAAUGUUGACGAGUGGUAGCCGUGAGGAUGCUGGAUGGGACCACGACACUGCUGCUGAUACUGGGGACGUUGCUCAUAUUGGUGCAAGACAGCUCUCAGGGGGAGAACGAACGACGCCUUCUACGUCAUCUUUUUGAAGGCACCAAAUACAACAACCUUGAACGCCCUGUAGCUAAUGAGACGCAUCCAGUCAACGUCAGCCUCGGUAUCAUAUUACAGCAAAUCAUAGACGUGGACGAGAAGAAUCAAAUUAUACAUACAAAUUUGUGGUUGCAACUGAUUUGGUACGAUGUCAACCUUGUCUGGAACCCGGAAGAGUUUGGCAAUGUCACUGCCGUUAGAGUCCCGACUAAGAAGAUAUGGCGGCCUGACAUUCUCAUGUACAACAGCGCUGAUGAGAAGUUUGAUGGCACAUUUCACACCAAUAUCAUCAUAUCAUACGACGGGAAGUGUUUAUGGGUUCCCCCGGGGAUGUUCAAGAGUACGUGUCAGAUUGAUAUCACAUGGUUCCCUUUCGAUGACCAGAAGUGUGACUUAAAGUUUGGAUCGUGGACUCACGACGGCCGUCUCCUGAAUCUCGUCCCGGACAACGCCACCGGCGGUGACAUCACCAGCUUCAUCAGGAACGGAGAGUGGGAACUCAUAGGUGUGCCUGUGCGGAGGAACAUCCUGGAGUAUGAAUGUUGCCCUGAAUUCUACAUCGACCUCACCUUCACCAUCCACAUGCGACGGCGCACCCUCUACUACGGCUUCAACAUCAUCAUACCCUGCGUCCUCAUCUCCUCCAUGUCUCUGCUUCUCUUUAUCCUUCCUCCAGAUGCCGGGGAGAAGAUCUCGCUAGGUGUGACAAUAUUGCUGUCGCUGAUGGUGUUCCUGCUGCUGGUGGCUGAGACAAUGCCGCCGACCUCAGAUGCCCUGCCGUUGAUCGGUAUCUAUUUCGCUUGCAUCAUGUUCAUGUGUUCCUUGUCCGUGCUGUUCACUGUGAUAGUGCUCAACCUCCACCACAGGUCCUCGGACAACCACAGCAUGCCUAGAUGGAUCCGUAGUUUAAUCUGCGGCUGGCUUGCCUGGGUAUUGCGCAUGAGCAGACCGGGCCAAGAUCCGUUGUCAUCCCGCCGCGUUGUGGCGCAACGUUCCCGUCUGUACGACGUCAAACUGGAGGAGAAAUCCAAGUCUCUCAUGGCCAAUGUUCUCGAAAUGGAUGAUGACAUCAGAUUGGUGCACAGCAACGGCCUGCCCAUCAAGGUGGACGACGCUGUUCAGUUAACCGGCGUCAGGCACGACAUUAUUUCCAUUCUGAAGGAGUUGAAGAAGAUCACCUUGAAGAUAAAGAAAGAUGAAGAAGAGACAGACAUCAAGAACGAGUGGAAGUUCGCUGCUAUGGUUAUUGACAGACUCUGCUUCAUUAUCUGUGUCAGUCUAACUGUAGGGUCCACUGCCGGAAUCCUGGGAUCCGCCCCGCAUCUUCUAGCUUAAGGUGGAGCUUAAGUACAACAUGAACCAGCCAAUAUGAAAACGUGUAGCUUCCUCAACGAAGUGUAUUAUCCUCUUCGUCAAAUUAAUAAUAAUCCGAACUCAUCUGUCAUGUACUGUACCAUAUGAGGUAUUACAGAUAGGACUGAAGUGAUGGGGAUGAGUUAAUUAGUCCAUAGACCCUGUGUGAGAUACCAGUGUCUCUCCCGCGAAACAAUUUUUGACAGUGCUAUUUACAUGUGGUUGGAUGUGAUGCGUGCAUACGACUGAUUACACAGGUACUGUUGGGUUAAGACAUUCUAUGAGCGCUUCGGUUGCUUCAAGGACAGCAGGGCUGCAGGAUAUGUUUGUUUGCAGGAAUGUACACUUUGAGAAAGGAUAUGUGUAAAGGUCGUCCCUUUUUAACAUUGGGCCUUGGCAUUAUUCCCCUUCCACUUGGUAAAAAGGAAAGAAAAAAUCCUUUUCAGGAAACCGGAUGUCAUUAUAUACACAAGGGCGCGUGACCACUGCAAAAACGCUCGAUCAACAACGAUGAACUUGAAGAAUUCACAAUUUAUGACACCAAAGACUUUUAUAAUGAUUACCACAUUUGAUGCCCGUGGAGCACUUAAAGACACAUUUUACAUGGAGCUGUGAGCUGAUAUAGACAAGCUUGUUAAUAUGCAUACAUGGUGCACUUAAUGUACAUAUGUACUGAAAAUAUGUGAUGUAUGUGUAUAGGCUUCAUGAUUAAUGAACAUCAUACAUGAAUGAUGAUUUGAAUUGUUGGAAGCAGAAGCAGAUUAAUAAUAACAAUAACAAGAAUAAUCCUUCCAUAACAAAUAGUAUUCAUGUUGCAUCAACCCAAACUGUACAAACAUUACAAACUAUACUAUUUGCUGAAUCUUGCACGUGAUUAUCAUGAACAAAAGUUCCACCGUCUUUAUAAUCGUCUCCCGAUCGAAGAGCAUCAAUACGAGGAAUGAAACGUUUGAUAUAGUCGAACAGUAUUUGGAGUAUGUGACUGAACAGUUCAUAUCAAUAACAGAAAAGGUGAUGUUUGUAACAACAUUUGAGAUAUUGUAAGAGCGUGUGGCAUUUGAGCAUACUAUAAUACAAUUUGAAGGUACUAUAGCAGGUCAUACAAGUACCAUCAGUAAAUAUAUGUAACAUAAUUUGAUAAAUAAUUUUAUUUAAGUUAAGUAACCCUAGAAUCAUAUAUUGACGUAAUUAGUUUGUACAUGAAUAUAUAUAUUUUCGUACACAUCUGUGAAAGAAAUCGACCAAGGAAUGAAAUAUCUGCGCGCGCCAUCUUUAUAUAGUUGUGUCGACAUCUGUGGAGGUCUGGAAGAUCAAUACAUCAUUCGGCACAAAGUAUAGCAUGAUCAAUACCGGUACUAUAUCCUUCACGCUGCUAUAGACGGUGUACACUUCGCCAAGCAAUAUGCACACACACACACACACACACACACACACACACACACACACACACACACACACACACACACACACACACACACACACACACACACACACACACACACACACACACUGCAAUGUACAUAAUGGCAACAUGCUUCCCAUGCAAUUGUUAACUGUCAUCAACCUCUAAAACAUGUAUAUUUAUUUCUCACCUGUACACACUAAAACAGUAUAUUCCAUGCAACUAUUAACAACUGAUGAAGCACGUUGAACUGGGAGAGUGCAAUCAAGUAUAAUUAUGAUGAUUAAUACAAACAAAUUGGCCCUUUCUCAAGGCUAAAACCAUACUGUCAGCUGGAAUGGGGUUGUCUGAACAUAUGGUCCCUGGAAUGGCUAAUAUUUAGUACAUUGAUAAUCUAAAGAUGAUGUUAUAAUUGAUAUGUAUUUUCUUUUAAAGAAUUAAUGCGCAUGUGCCCUGCUUGAGAUACGCUGUGAAUAGGACCCGGUAUUUAGAGCUACACAGAGAUACGAUUCUACGUGUGUCUUGUACAGGAACUGUUUUUUUAGAACAGGUGAUUGAUUGUUGUUUACACCAUGUGUUUUAAAUACCCUAUAUUCGCACACACUCACUGUUGGAUAGUGCACAUACGGACUUUGCAACAGGAAACGUUAUUUCAAUUGUUUUGUAUGAAUAUAGAUAAUAACCAUAUUACAAAAGAUUAAAGUGUCCAUUGUAUUAUACACCAUUAGGAUGACAGCGAGUAGUAUUACUCUUCAUGCUGUGACCGGUGUGUUUCGAACAUGACAGAUCAUGUCUGUUCUUGUCAAUUGUUUAUUCGUUUCAACGAAUAUGUUUACUUCGGAUAAAAUAGUUUGUUUUAUACUAUAUAUCUGUUUCAGUUUUCGGCAUGUAAUAUAUAUUGUGCUGAACACUUGCAUGUCACUUGUAUGCUUAUUUAAUCUUUGUUACAUUUCGUUACCACAUCUUUUAUUGAUAAUUGUAUGAUCUUUCUCCCUGAACACACGUCGCUACAUUGAUUGGGCAAUCAAUAAUUAUGAUUAUACUUCAGAUACAAUCAUCAGUAGCAUGUUGAAGUAAAACCGUUUUAAAUCAAUUACACUGUUACUGCACACGUGUAUACGUUUUGCAGAUUUAUUAAUGCAGAUAUUGAACGGUUCUAUUGACUACAUCAAGAUUCUUAAAUAUUUAGAUUUGCGUGAUUUCGAAUCGAUGCUGUAGAUCGCAGGAAAUAGAUAAAGCGAACUUGCUUAAAAACAAAUUCCCAUUUAUGAUCAUAAAAACGACAUUGUUGACUUUAUGGAACCAAACGAUUUCUAUAUCCAUUGAUUAGGAAAGAAGUUCAAACGGCCAUUUUUAAAUAUCAAAGAGUCAGGAUCAAUAUAUCUUUGCUGCAGUCUCUGUGGUGUUUGCAUAUGAAACCCUAGGGUUAAAUUGCAUAUUCCAUAAAAUCCUGUAAAUAGGACGUUUUUUGGACCGGACUUAUGUAUUUCCAAACAAUGUCCUCACAUUCAGAUCACUGACCUGCGAAUGUAUGUAGUUGGUUUGGACCAACACUGACGGGGAAAUGAUCACACUAUGAGAAUGAUGAAACACACUUUCGUUAUCCUCUGUGUGGUAUUCUUUCUGUUGCCCUUGUGUUCUCGUCUUAUUACCUGUCGUGUUGCCUCUCCUAUGCUUUGUAUAUGCUGCUGAGUAUAACAGAGCUGAGGCGUCUUUUACAAUCUUGACAAUAUUUUGUAAAAUAAACACAGUUUAAAUCUCUUG